This is a messenger RNA of Mesorhabditis belari, 3810 nucleotides long. NCBI's taxonomy places the organism in Eukaryota, Metazoa, Nematoda, Chromadorea, Rhabditida, Rhabditidae. The record is from the annotation of a GenBank genome assembly.
AUGCCACUUCUACCGCCAAUCAAACGACACCAAAACUCGACGAAUUCAAGCGAUUCAGGUCACGAUAGUCCGAAUGGUCAAAGAGAGAAACGACUUUCGGAAGUGGAUCAAUUCGAUGCAUACGAUCGACAAACGUUGAUAUUCUAUGUGAAUGGGCAAAGGAUUGUCGACGAAUCGAUCGAUCCGAGGACAACGCUCGCCAACUAUUUAAGGGAUCACUUGAAACUAACGGGAACGAAGAUCGGAUGUAAUGAAGGUGGAUGUGGAGCGUGUACAGUCAUGAUAUCAGAGAUCGAUCCAAUCUCCCAACAAAUACGACAUUUCUCGGCGAAUUCCUGCCUAAUGCCCGUUUGCGGCGUUUUCGGCAAAGCGGUGACAACAGUUGAGGGGAUUCGCGGAGUUGAGGAAAGAGUUCAUCCCGUACAGGAGAGACUCACGAAAGCUCAUGGCUCUCAGUGUGGCUACUGUACGCCCGGGUUCAUCAUGGCCAUGUACACUCUAUUGAGAAAUAAACCCCAGCCGACGAAAGACGAUGUCGAUAUAGCAAUUCAGGGAAAUCUCUGUCGUUGCACCGGUUAUCGUCCGAUUCUAGAGGCUUUCUAUAGCUUUGCGAAGGAUGAGAAAGGAGAGAUCAAGGUGACUGAAAACGGUUGUCCGAUGGGUGAGAAGUGUUGCAAGAAUGGUGGAGAUGGUUGUGGAGGUGAAAGGAAAACGCUAAUCAAGCUCUCCGACAUGUCCAAAUGUGUUCCAUACGAUCCAUCGCAUGAACUCAUCUUCCCACCCGAGUUGAAGUUAAAAAACUUCCACCAGCAAUCAUUUUUCCACGAUUCGAACGGUCACAAAUGGUAUCAACCAACCGAUUAUUCAAUGUUAUUGGCGUUAAAGAGAAAGCAUCCACAUGCACGGGUCAUUUCGGGGAACUCGGAGCUAGCUAUUGAGUUGAAAUUUCGCUUCAUCAAUUUGGAGAUGGUCAUCAAUCCGAGACAGGUUCCCGAGCUGCACGAGCAUCACCUCACCGAUGAUGGAGACGCGUUGAAUGAAUUUUCAAAGGAUUUACCUGAAUCAAAAACGCGUGUCUUCAAAGCAGUGCUUGAGAUGUUGCAUUGGUUUGCUGGGAGACAUGUGCGAAAUGUGGCGAGUGUGGCCGGCAAUAUCGCCACCGCUUCACCAAUCUCCGAUUUGAAUCCGAUAUGGAUGGCGUCGAAAGCAAAGGUAGUUCUUGACUCUGAGGAACGCGGCGAACGAACGCUGACCAUCGACGAGAAAUUCUUCAUCGGUUAUCGCAAAACGGUGAUUCGACCGGAUGAAAUUGUGAAAGCGGUCAUCGUUCCUUUCUCGAAUGAAAACGAGCAUUUCUACGCCUACAAAUUGGCGCAACGACGCGAGGAUGACAUCGCGAUUGUGACCGGAGCGUUUAGAGCCCAAAUGAAUCCAAAAACGCAACUCGUCGACAAUCUCUCGAUUUCCUACGGUGGAAUGGACAUUUUCACGCGUUUGGCUUUGAAAACGGCUGAGAAACUCGCUGGAAAAAAAUGGGACAAAACUUUAUUGGAUUUGGGAUUGAAUUUGAUCUCGGAAGAGUUCACGCUUAAACCCGAUGUACCCGGUGGAAUGGCUAGAUUCCGUCAAACGCUCACUUUAUCCUUUUUCUUCAAAUUUUUCCUUCAAGUUGCGAAAAAUCUUCAGAUCUCUAUCGAUCACUGUGUGGAGAAAACCGAGAUCGGAGACACGAUUCCGCAUACAUUAAACGCCACACAAUUGUAUCAGGAAGUUUCAAAAGAUCAACCGAUUCACGAUCCAGUGGGAAGACCACUCGAACAUGUGAGUGGAGAGAGACACACAACUGGAGAAGCCAUCUAUACAACGGAUAUCGAAAUUGCUGGAUGUCUCCAUUCAGCUCUUGUCCUCGCACCAAUUGCUUGUGGAACAAUUGACAAUGUCGAUCCGACAAAAGCUCUAGAGAUGGAUGGUGUCAUUGCUUUCUUUGAUGCUUCUGAUUUGCCGACAAAUGAACGAAUGGGUCAUCACUCAGAUACGCCGAUUUUCGCGAAAGAUCGAGUUUCCUAUCAUUGCCAACCAAUCGGUAUCAUUGUUGCGAGAGAUCACGAGACGGCGAGAAGAGGAGCGAAUGCUGUUGUUGUACAAUGCACGGCUGAGAAACCGAUUGUCACGAUUGAGGAAGCUAGAAAAGCUGAUAGUUGGAUACUGGAUGAACUCCAAUUACACUCACAACUCAAUGAGGGAAAUGAUGUGGUGAAGAAGAAUGAUUGGUCAAAAUACACCCGAGUGAUCGAAGGAGAAGUGAAAAUGGGAGGACAAGAACAUUUCUAUUUUGAGACGCACAAUUGUAUUGUGAUACCGAAAGAGGAUCGAGCGCUUGAGGUGAUCGUCUCGACACAGGGAAUAAACGAUGUUCAAACAGAAAUCGGCAAAUGUUUGAGCAUUCCGCGUCACAAAAUCGUCGUCAAAGUGAAGAGAAUUGGGGGUGGUUUUGGAGGCAAAGAAACAGCGAGUCCAUUAAUCGCUGUACCGUGUGCAUUGGCGGCUAUGAAACUGAAAAAGCCGGUUCGUCUCUACUUGGAGCGUUUCGAUGAUAUGGCGAUCACAGGAACAAGACAUCCAUUCAAUUUCAACUAUAAGGUAGCUCUCUCCGAAGACAAUCACCUCAUCGACUACGAUGUAACAGCUUAUGCAAAUGGAGGACAUUCACUUGAUUUGAGUACCGGUGUAUUGACUCGAGCCAUGGUGCACAUCGACAAUGUGUACAAAUUCAAAAACGCUCACAUUUACGGGCGAAUCUGUCGAACGAACACCGCAUCGAAUACAGCUUUCGAGGAUUUGGAGGCCCACAGGGAAUGUUUUUGCACGGAGACACUGAUGAAACAAUUGGCGGAGACCUAUGAUUUGGAUGUGGAUGAGUUGAGAGAGAAAAACUUGUAUAACGAAGGUGAUAUGACACCGUUUGGGAUGCAUUUACGGAAGUGCAAUAUUCGUCGAACAUGGCAUGAAUGCAAAGAGAUUAGUCAAUAUUUAGAGAAAAAGGGAAAAGUCCAGGAAUUCAAUAGGAAGAAUCAUUUCCGGAAACGUGGCCUCUACAUGAUGCCGACGAAAUUCGGAAUCGGUUUCGGGUUGAAGUUCAUGAAUCAGGCCUCAGCUCUUGUCUUGAUUUACACCGAUGGAACCGUUUUGAUCUCACACGGUGGAAUGGAAAUGGGACAAGGCUUGCAUACAAAAAUUCUACAAAUUGCCGCCAGAUGUUUGGAUAUCCCGAUCGAGUUGAUUCACGUCGAAGAGACUGCAACAGAUAAGGUGCCCAACUCUAUGCCAACAGCUGCCAGUGUUGGCUCGGAUUUGUGCGGAGUGGCUGUCGAGGACGCAUGUCAACAACUCAAUCAACGUUUACAGCCAUAUAAAGAUAAAAUGAAAGAAAAGGCAUGGAAAGAUUGGAUCCAAGCUGCACACAUUGAUCGAGUCUCGUUGUCGGCUUCCGGCUUUGGAAUCAUUCACAACGAGCCAGUUGACUUCUUUAAUGGAAAAGGUGCGGAACUUUUCGGCUACUGUGUUUAUGGAACGGCUUGCUGUGAAGUCGAGAUUGAUUGCUUGACGGGUGAUCAUCGAUCAAAUUGGAAGGCGCUUUUGUACAGGGCUACGGUCUGUUCACAAUGGAGGAGAUCCGGAGUGCGCGAAUGGGAUCCGUUUAUCAAGGGGGCCCUGGUGUGUACAAAAUUCCGUCAGCCGUACGAUGUGCCAAGGGAUUACCACGUUUCCCUCCUCAAAGGAUCCUCGAAUCCACACGGUGCUACUUGCGAG